AUGGCUACAUCGACCGGAAAGAUCAACAAGACUUACUGGACACACAGCAACUACAGUGGACAAGUUCAUAACGAACGAUUGGAAGGUAAUGCUACGUUCACAUUUCCAUCCGGCACAACUUAUGUAGGUGAAUUCAAAGAUGGAGAAUUUCACGGCCAUGGAAUACUUCAUUAUGCAAACGGUGCUAAAUAUGAAGCGAUCUGGGAGAAAGGAAUUGCAAAAGAUGGUCAAUACACAUUUCCAGAUGGUUUGACAUAUGAUGCUGAGGAUUGGAAAUAUUGUGAUGGUUAUGAUCGACGGUUUUAUACUGAAACUCUGCAUGGCUUGAAACCAGCUGGUCGAUCUCAGUUAAAAGAUCGUGAGCCACGCGAACAAAUUCCCGAAGAUUGCUAUGAUGUCGGAGAUGGAAUUUACAAUCCUGUAUCACGUGUCGUCACAGAUUACCACGGAGAGUUCGUUCGAAAUGCUGAUGAUGAUGAACAUCAAUGGAUUGUACAGAAUUGUCGAAAAGGUUGGGAUGAAAAUGUUGGCGGACAAAAUCCUCGACUUAAACCCGACAUAACAAAACUGAAAAACUAA
This is a messenger RNA of Adineta ricciae, 579 nucleotides long. The record is from the annotation of a GenBank genome assembly. NCBI's taxonomy places the organism in Eukaryota, Metazoa, Rotifera, Eurotatoria, Adinetida, Adinetidae.